CGGAUUGCACUGUUUAGGUUACAUGUAAAUAUUAAGAUACUUUUGGAAUUGAUCAAAUCUGCAAAUGUAAACUGUUGUGUCGGUCUGAACAAGCAAUGGAAAGAUUUAAAACUCAAGCAGAUCCAUUGAGUGACACGGUGCUUUUUUUAACAAAGUAAAACCAACACCAAAUACCCCCUGGAACCUGCUCAAUACUCUUCGCUACACAAACCCCUGAAAAGAUGGAGUUUGUUAAAGAGGAAAGCGAAGACAUUUGUAUUUCAGAACCUUUUAGACUGAAGAAUGAAGAUACUGAGGAGCAAAAAGAGCUGACGGACGUGAAAGAGGAAAGUCAAGCACUGAAUGAAGUAGAGGACAAAUAUCAGUGUCAGAAACCUGAUGAUUUAGAAACUGGAGAAAAGUCUUUUAGUGGCUCACAGACUGAAAAGAAACAAAAAAGAACUCGAAGAACAAAAAACAUAAAAUCUUUCACCUGCCCUCAUUGUGGAAAGAUUUUCACACAUAAAGGAACCCUUAAUAUCCACAUAAGAAUUCACACUGGAGAGAGGCCUUACGUCUGCCCUCAGUGUGAAAAGAGUUUUAGACAUAAAGGACACCUUAAUAUCCAUAUAAGAACUCACACUGGAGAGACGCCUUAUACAUGCCAUCAGUGUGGAAAGAGUUUUAAGCAGAAUGUAAAUCUUACAUAUCACAUGAGAAUUCACACUGGAGAGAAGCCUUUCACUUGCCAGCUGUGUGGAAAGAGUUUCAGACACAAAGCAAGUCUCAAGGAGCACAUGAGAACUCACACUGGAGAGAAACAUUUUACAUGCUUUCAGUGUGGAAAGAGGUUUAGAAAUCCAAGUAGCCUAAGUAGGCAUAUACAUAUUCACUCUGAAAAACAAUUACAUCACUGUUCCCAGUGUGGCAAGAGUUUCAAACAGGCAAACAGUCUCAGACUUCAUCAGCGCUAUCACUCUGCAGAAAAGCCUUUCAACUGUGAUCAGUGUGGUAAAAAAUUUAUUUUUGCAUCGGUGUUAAAAAGACACUUGAAAAUUCAUGCAAAUGAGAAACCUUACAGCUGCACUGUUUGUGGAAAGAGUUUUUCCCAGCUAAGUUAUAUUAAACAGCACCAGAAAAUACAUUUCGGUGAGAAAUCCUAUGUAUGCUCAGACUGUGGUAAAGCUUUUAUUAGAGCUGAUGACUUGAAAGCGCAUCAAAGAAUUCAUACUGGAGAAAAACCUCACAAGUGCUCGCAUUGUGAAAAGAGUUUCAAACGGCGCAGCCAGCAGCAAGCGCAUGAAAAAAUGCAUACUAGUGAGAAUCAAUACUACUGCUCUCCAUGUGAAAAGAGUUACAGCUCAUUGAGUACUCUACAGAGACAUAAAUAAUUUUGCCCAAAUUUGUCAUGGUGAGAAUUUUAUUGAAUCUUGAUCAUGUGAAAGAGACCAAAAGAGUGAUAUGGUUUUGGAAGUUUAACCAGCCAACAACUCCCAUAGAGUGGAUAAAAUAAGGGGUGGCAAACGCUAAUUUGAUCUAGGACUGGACGAAAUGGCAAAAAAAAAAAAAAAGAAAUGGGAUAACAUGAGAACUGCAAAAUACACUGCCUGGUCGCAUACUCUAAUAUUUCGUUGGCAUUGUUUCGACAACCUUAUGCAACAUCACAACAUUUAUUUCCGUCCAGAGUUGCAUUCAUAUUUGUGCUGAGAUCUUGUACUGAUGACGGGAGAGUCGAACCACUCCGUAAAGUGUUCUCCAGCACAUCUCAAAGACUUUCAAUGGGGUUAAGGUCAGGACUCUGUGGUGGCCAAUUCAUGUGUGAAUUUGAUUCCUCAUGCUUCCUGAACCACUCUUUCACAAUUUGAGCUCAAUGAAUCUUGGCAUUGUCAUCCUGGAAUAUGCCUGUGCCAUCAGAGAAGAAAAAAUCCCUUGAUGGGAUAACCUAGUCAUUCAGUACAUUCAGGUAGUCAGCUGACUUCAUUUUAUUGUCACAUAACGUUGUUGAGCCUAGACCUGACCAAUGGAAGCAACCCCAGAUCAUAACACUACCUCCACAGGCUUGUACAGUGGGCAUUAUGCAUGACAGGUGCAUCGUUUCAUGCACUUCCCUUCUUACCCUGACAUGCUCAUUGCUUUGGAAUAGGGUAAAUCUGGACUCAUCAGACCACAUGACCUUUAUUCGUUGCUCCGCAGCCCAAUCUUUAUGCUCCCUUGCAAAUUGAAGUUGUUUUCUCAGAUUAGUCUCACUAACAAGUGGCUUUCUAGUGGCCACACAGAUAUUUAGUCCCAAUCCUGUAAAUUCUCGUUGCAUUGUGCGUCUGGAAAUACUCUUACUUUCACUAUUAAACAUAGCCGUGAGUUCUACUGUCGAUUUUUUUACGAUGUGACUUCAAGCGUUUUAGUGAUCUCCGAUCACAUCAUUCAAGAUUUUUUUCCGACCACAUUUUUUCCACGAAGUUGAUGCUUCACCACUACCCUUCCAGGUUUUAAUAAUGCGUUGGACAGUUCUUAACCCAAUUCCAGUGAUUUCAGCAAUCUCCUUAGUUGUUUUCUUUGCUUUAUGCAGUCCAAUAAUUUGCCCCUUCUGAAACAUAGUAACAUCUUUUCCAUGACCACGUGAUACGUCUUCCGGCAUUGUUGUUUAAGAAAUGAGAAGCUACACACUGCAUCAGUUAGGGUUAAAAUAAUUUUUGCCAGCUGAAACAUUAAUCACUGCAAUAAUGAUCCAAAAAUAGGCUUAUUUAAAUCCAAAUGGUGAUUUUUGGUCAGGCAGUGUACUUAGCCAUUGUAGUCAUUAAUUUUUAUCUAAACAAAGGCUCUAGAAAGUUAUCUAGAAAUCAAUACCUAGACAUUAUUAAGUUUAUCUAGAAAGUACUCUUUACUAGUAUAUCGUAGAUGUUAGGAUCUCAGGAAGGUGGUUAUUAAAGGUCAAGGUUUCAAUACCAUGGGUGAUUGGCCUUCGGACCCAUGAACUCCAUGUAAAAAAAAUUUUUUUUUUUUUUUUUAAAUUGACUUUAUCUUUUCUUUAUCAUUUCAAUUUGAAACACAUUGAAUUACCACUGAAAUGUGCUAUAUAAAUAAACUGACCUUGCCUAUAUCAAAACAA
Myxocyprinus asiaticus (Chinese sucker) is the source of this 3085-nucleotide messenger RNA. Its product is annotated as gastrula zinc finger protein XlCGF8.2DB-like. Bases 222 to 1370 code for a protein of 382 amino acids. Gene Ontology annotation, biological process: regulation of transcription by RNA polymerase II. Gene Ontology annotation, cellular component: nucleus. The record is from RefSeq and is a predicted model, not a curated record. The transcript has 3 exons. Gene Ontology annotation, molecular function: DNA-binding transcription factor activity, RNA polymerase II-specific; RNA polymerase II cis-regulatory region sequence-specific DNA binding. Lineage: Eukaryota; Metazoa; Chordata; Actinopteri; Cypriniformes; Catostomidae.